Messenger RNA from Xenia sp. Carnegie-2017, 1490 nucleotides. RefSeq lists its product as uncharacterized. The coding region runs from base 41 to 1309 and encodes 422 amino acids. The record is from RefSeq and is a predicted model, not a curated record. Lineage: Eukaryota; Metazoa; Cnidaria; Anthozoa; Malacalcyonacea; Xeniidae. The transcript is spliced from 3 exons.
AUGUAAUCAUUGACAUAUAAUCAUAGGAAUAUAACGUUAAAUGUUUAACAUAGAAGGUCACUUUAACAUGAUGAAGUCGUGGGUUGCUCAAGUCUCUUGUUUAGAGCAAUUUCGCGAUCCUAAUAGUAUGUAUUCCUUCAUGAUGCCAUUACUCUCACAUUUCAAUAUUGAAAAUGAAGGAGUUAUAAUCGACAAUAUUGAAGAUUUUAUUGAAAAGUAUGGUACAGAUUAUUCAGUACUUACUGCUGACCUAGAACAGGAAUUGCUUGUUCUCGUGAAAACUGCCGAUCAAAAUUUAAAGAAAAAGCCAUUUUUUUAUGCGGCACAAAGAUCAAGUGCAGUUCAAAUGUUAUGUAUUCACUUUAAUGAUCUCACGAAAGUUGAGAAAGUAUUGUCUAGGAAAGUUGAUCAUGUGAAAACAAUAUUUCUUUUUAACACAGGUCGUUGUGGGUCCACAUUACUGUGCAAGGCACUAGAUAAACUCCCAAAUGUGCAGUCAAUAUCAGAACCGGAUAUAUUCACUGUAUUGAUAUCGCAAUAUGGCAAAGAAAUGCCUCCUUUUCCAAAUCCUUCAGUCUCCAAAGAAAUUUUACUUUUAGUUACACGUGUUGCUACUAAGCUACUUCAUAAUUACUUUAUCCACCGGGAGCCACUUAAGACGCAUAUUUGUUAUAAAUUAAGAGCACACAUAAUAUAUCGAAGCGAAUUGCUUAUGAAUGCAGUUCCCAGUGCAAGAGGUUUGUACAUGUAUCGUAAUUGUUUGCCCUUUGUUGAAUCGUGGAUACGUAUUACGACAAAAGGAAGCUAUUUUCUUUAUUGGAUUUUAACUUCAUUACGCCUUGAUGUAUUUUAUCUUAAGUAUCGGUUGGGCCAUAACUCUACAUUUUAUGAACAUCUCACGAAAACUUCUAUGAAUGAAAACAGCUUAUUUCGACAAGGUUUCAUCUGGUGCUUUGCUCAUUAUUGGUGGAAAAACAUCCAAAAAGCUUUAACAAUAAUAAAAAGCUCACCAAGGUUUUUUAAUGUUGUUGUGAAGUAUGAAGAUCUUGUCCAAAAGAGAGAAGACUUGAUAUUUGAGAUUGCAGUAAGCCUUGGUAUUGAAGAAAAAGAAAUAUUGCAAAGUAAAUGGUCAAUUGCAUCGGUAUUUUCAAGGAAUAGUCAGGAAGGCUCUGUUCUUUCAUCCAAACGUGAUCUUAAUGAUAACAAUGAUGUAUGGUUUGGUGAAUGGGAGAAAAAUAAAAUCAAUAAGAUUUUAAGACACUUAGGAAUGGAUGUAGAUUUUGAACUGCCCUUCACAAAUAAUGCGUAGUGUUCUCUUUGGUGAUUGCAAGAAAACCAAAUGAAAAAUGUUGAGAUUUCGUACUGAGCUUUGAGCAGCUUAUCAUGGAUAUUUUUAAACACUGAUUUUAGUCAUAUUUGAUUCAGUUUUUUAACAUUUAUAUUUGUAGUAGAUAAUAAUGAUCAUAAUAAAAUACGUUUUUUUAUAAUAA